AUGCUUCGAAAUCUUGAUCAGCUUUGCUAUGACUUUCAAAUCUUUUGUAGGAUCCCUUGGUUCCAGUACCCUAUCAUCUAUGAUAUCAGAGCUAGACCCAGAAAAAUCUCCUCUUUGACUGGAAGCAAAGAUCUGCAGAUGGUGAAUAUAGCAGUGCGGGUGUUGUCCAGACCCAUGGCAUCCAACUUGCCAGCCAUGUACCAACAGCUGGGGAAGGACUACGAUGAGAGAGUCCUCCCGUCUAUUGUCAACGAGAUCCUAAAGUCUGUGGUAGCAAAGUUCAAUGCCUCCCAGCUCAUCACACAGAGAGCACAGGUGUCUCUGCUGGUGCGCAGGGAGCUAUUUGAAAGGGCCAAAGACUUCAACAUCAUUCUCGAUGAUGUCGCCAUUACUGAGCUGAGUUUCAGCAGCCAAUACACUGCUGCUGUGGAAGCUAAGCAAGUUGCUCAGCAAGAGGCCCAGAGGGCCCAGUUCUAUGUGGAGAAAGCCAAACAAGAUCAGCGACAGAAGAUCAUCCAGGCUGAAGGAGAGGCUGAAGCUGCUAAAAUGCUCGGCCAAGCAGUGACUAAGAAUCCUGGUUACCUGAAGCUGAGGAGAAUCCGAGCGGCACAGAACAUCGCUAAGACGGUCAGUACGCUCCUUCAUUGCCUGCGGCUUCGUUUCUGUUUUGUCUUGACACUCAGUAAAAUCCCAGAAAUGCGUGCUCUGGCUUUUGAGUAA
Molecule: messenger RNA, 720 nt
Organism: Neolamprologus brichardi
Lineage: Eukaryota; Metazoa; Chordata; Actinopteri; Cichliformes; Cichlidae
Source: RefSeq, a predicted model, not a curated record